UUGACCUCCGUUUUCCUGGCGAGCUCUUCCAUUCCGAGCUCUCGGGCUCGCAAUUGCCGUCUAAUCUCUUCCUCAGUCCCUAACUUUAGCCGAUCGUUGCAACAACCGAUCCCUCGUUUAAGUAUGGCGUCCCUCCGCGGCUUCCUCGCCCGGCCCCAGGAAUCCGACCCAGCUUCCUCAUCCGGUCGACGGGCUCCGAGGAGGAGGCGGCCCCGCUCUCCCAAUUUCGGACGCAAUUACCCGUUUACUUCUUCUUCUCCGCGCCGAGAUCUGGUGCCGCGAUUUCUCUGUCCCAAAGGAAUCCAUGAGCCGCGUAGGAAAAGUAUCAUCUAAUGACAAACAAGUGCAUCCCAUAGCCAAUACCUCCAUGGACCCAACAAAAAGCUCAGAGACCGGACAUGGCCCAAACCCUAGGCCACCUAUGAGUUCGGAUUCAGUAUCAACAAAAGUAUCGCGUCACAAAGAUCUGGAACCAGUUGCCAAGGAUGUCUCAAAGAGUUCGAGUCGAAGCCCGAAACACAAUCCAACCCACGGUCCUGGCUCCAGAUUGCCAAUGAUUUCGGAAACUGCUUCGACCUCAUCCUCUACCUCGACCUCAAUCGGGACAUCGACGGCAACAAUGGCUGCAAAGAGCAGUGAUGCAAAGCUUAGCGACUCCUGCACAACUGCUGUUCGAGGUAGCAGCAGUAGCAACAGAAGUGACAGCACAGAGAGUGCCAAUUCUGCGCCCAUUAAGCGGCACACAGGAGGCGAUUGUCGUUGGGAGGCCAUUCAAUUGGCCAAUGCAAGAGAAUCCCCUGUUGGCAUAGGCCAUUUUAGACUCCUUAAGCGCCUUGGUUAUGGUGACAUUGGCAGUGUUUAUCUUGUUGAGCUUAGAGGAACUGGUGCCUACUUUGCAAUGAAAGUGAUGGACAAGGCAUCGAUUGUUAGCCGUAAUAAGCUACUCAGGGCACAAACUGAAAGGGAAAUACUCAGUAUGCUUGACCACCCCUUCUUGCCGACUCUGUAUUCUCACUUUGAGACACAAAAGUUCUACUGUUUGGUCAUGGAGUAUUGCAGCGGUGGCAACCUCCAUUCUCUUCGGCAGAAGCAGCCUAAUAAAUACUUCAGCGAGCAAGCUGCUAGGUUCUAUGCUUCUGAAGUGUUGCUUGCGCUCGAGUACCUGCACAUGCUCGGCAUCGUGUACAGAGACUUGAAGCCAGAAAAUGUUCUCGUGAGGGAGGAAGGCCACAUCAUGCUGUCGGACUUCGAUCUCUCGCUGCGGUGUUCUGUUGAUCCAACCCUAGUCAAAUCCUCAUCCGUUCGCAGUGGGAGCAGCGGCGGCAGUAGCGGCAACGACAUGUUUGAUGGCGAGCCACCGAUACAGAGCUGCAUCCAGCCAUCCACAUUCUUUCCUCGCAUCCUCCCCAAGAAGAACCGCAAAUCCAAAUCCGAUUUCGGCAUCAACAAUGGCUCUGCCUUGGAGUUCAUGGCAGAGCCAACAAACGCCCGAUCGAUGUCGUUCGUCGGGACACACGAGUACCUAGCGCCGGAGAUCAUUCGAGGCGAGGGACAUGGCAGUGCAGUGGACUGGUGGACGUUUGGGAUCUUUCUGUACGAGCUUUUGCAUGGCACGACCCCCUUCAAGGGAUCAGGCAACCGUGCCACGCUUCAUAAUGUGGUCGGCCAACCGCUGAGGUUUCCGGAAACCCCACUCGUGAGCCUGGUUGCUCGAGACCUCAUCCAAGGCCUGCUUGUGAAGGACCCACAAAGAAGAAUUGCUUACCACAGAGGUGCUACAGAAAUCAAGCAACACCACUUCUUUGAGGGUGUGAACUGGGCGUUGGUGAGAAGCAUGGCGCCACCCCACAUUCCUGAACCGAUCAACUACAGUCAGUUUGCGAGCAAGGAGAAGAAGGCCACUGACGGUGGCCUCUCUGGGAGUAGUGGAAGCAAGGGCAGUGCAAGUGAUUCUUCCUACUUUGAUUUUGAGUAUUUCUAGGAAAAAAAGGCCUUGCAGGUUAAAUUGUCAUGAAUCUUUGGUGAGAUGUUGGAAAGGCGAUCUCUGUAAACAUGAGUUAUAUUUUCUUCUGUGAAUUAGAGAAAUAAAUGUUUCAUUAUUUAGGGAAC
Messenger RNA from Musa acuminata AAA Group (dessert banana), 2109 nucleotides. RefSeq names its product serine/threonine-protein kinase RHS3-like. Gene Ontology annotation, biological process: protein phosphorylation. Gene Ontology annotation, cellular component: plasma membrane; nucleus; cytoplasm. The transcript is spliced from 3 exons. Bases 305 to 1981 code for a protein of 558 amino acids. NCBI's taxonomy places the organism in Eukaryota, Viridiplantae, Streptophyta, Magnoliopsida, Zingiberales, Musaceae. The record is from RefSeq and is a predicted model, not a curated record. Gene Ontology annotation, molecular function: ATP binding; protein serine/threonine kinase activity.